This is a messenger RNA of Tympanuchus pallidicinctus (lesser prairie-chicken), 2252 nucleotides long. RefSeq names its product copine 2 (gene CPNE2). Gene Ontology annotation, cellular component: plasma membrane. The transcript is spliced from 16 exons. Lineage: Eukaryota; Metazoa; Chordata; Aves; Galliformes; Phasianidae. The record is from RefSeq and is a predicted model, not a curated record. Gene Ontology annotation, biological process: cellular response to calcium ion. Gene Ontology annotation, molecular function: calcium-dependent phospholipid binding. Bases 137 to 1771 code for a protein of 544 amino acids.
AAGAAGUCCUUGUGGUUUGUCUUAAACCUCCGUGGAGGUUCCUGACUCAUCCUUGGCCACGGCUCGGCUGCUCGCUGUGCUGUGCAGAGCGGCGCCCAGGAGCUCAGACUGCCUGGAGCUGCUGCUGCUGGAGUCCAUGGCGUACACCGGGACCCCACCGCCAGCGGGGCCCAUUGGCUCCCAGUACUGCGUCUGCAAAGUCGAGCUGUCCAUCUGUGGCCAAAACCUGCUGGACAGGGAUGUCACUUCCAAGUCUGACCCCUUCUGCGUCCUCUUCAUGGAAAUCAAUGGAAAAUGGGUGGAGCUCGACAGGACAGAAACAGCUGUGAACAACCUCAACCCGGCCUUCUCCAAGAAGUUUGUUGUUGACUACCACUUCGAAGAAGUGCAGAAGCUCAGGUUUGCCCUGUUUGACCAGGACAAGUCGAGCACACAGCUGUAUGAGCAUGACUUCCUUGGCGAGUUCUCCUGCACGCUGGGCACGAUUGUCUCCAGCAAGAAAAUAACAAGAACUCUCCUUCUGGGGAACGGCAAGCCAGCUGGGAAGGGGAUGAUAACGAUAGCUGCCCAAGAGCUGUCAGACAACAGGGUGAUUACUCUGAGUAUGGCUGGCAGGAAACUGGAUAAAAAGGACCUGUUUGGAAAGUCAGACCCCUUCUUGGAAUUCUAUAAACCCGGUGAUGAUGGAAAAUGGAUGCUGGUCCAUAGAACAGAGGUGAUCAAGUACACAUUGGACCCCGUCUGGAAGCCGUUCACUGUGCCUUUAGUGUCACUGUGUGAUGGAGAUGUGGAGAAGCUGAUCAAGGUCAUGUGUUACGACUACGACAGUGACGGGGGGCACGACUUCAUUGGGGAGUUUCAGACCUCAGUGGCCAGGAUGUGUGAAGCCCAAGAUGCCUUUCCACUAGAACUGGAGUGCAUUAACCCCAAAAAGCAAAAGAAGAAAAAGAAUUACAAGAACUCUGGGAUCAUCAUCGUCAAGUCCUGCAAGAUCACCAGAGAUUUCUCAUUCCUGGACUACAUCCUGGGAGGCUGCCAGCUGAUGUUCACUGUUGGGAUCGACUUCACUGCCUCCAACGGGAACCCGCGGGACCCCUCCUCUUUGCACUACAUCAACCCCAUGGGAACAAAUGAAUACCUGUCGGCAAUCUGGGCUGUCGGGCAGAUCAUCCAGGACUAUGACUCAGACAAAAUGUUUCCUGCUCUGGGAUUCGGUGCCCAGCUCCCACCAGACUGGAAGGUAUCCCAUGAGUUUGCCAUUAACUUCAACCCCACAAACCCUUUCUGUUCAGGUGUGGAGGGCAUUGUCCAAGCGUACUCAGCCUGCCUGCCUCACAUCCGCUUCUACGGACCCACCAACUUCUCCCCCAUUGUCAACCACGUGGCCCGCUUUGCAGCUCAGGCAACCCAGCAGGAGACUGCAUCUCAAUACUUCAUCCUCCUCAUCAUCACGGAUGGAGUCAUCAGUGACAUGGAUGAGACGCGCCAUGCCGUGGUGCAGGCGUCCAAGCUGCCCAUGUCCAUCAUCAUCGUGGGGGUGGGCAACGCUGACUUUGCUGCCAUGGAGUUCCUGGAUGGGGACAGCCGGGUGCUGCGCUCCCACACUGGCGAGGAGGCCGUGCGUGACAUCGUCCAGUUUGUGCCCUUCCGGGAUUUCCGCAACGCCCCCAAGGAGACACUGGCCAAAGCUGUGCUGGCAGAGCUGCCCCAGCAAGUCGUGCAGUACUUCAAGCACCAAAACCUGCCCCCCAUCAACUCGGAGCCCGCGUAGCACCGUGCCCAGCCCCAGCUGCAUGUUCCCGAAGUCUGUUGGUCCCACUGAAAGCGCAUGUUCCACAUGCUGUUCAAUGAAGAAUACCCUCCCUGAAACACCCAGGUUUGUACUUCUUAAUUUAAUUGUUAAGUUCUUAAAGCUCCUCCUGGAGAAGCGCCUGGAUCCACUUUGUACAGCCGCCGCCUGAGGUAACACCCAGAGGCCAGGCCGAGCCCCAGUCCCACUCCGUUGAGUCACUUUUCAGUAUUGAAUGUACUUUGUAUAAUUUUAGUGGAACAGGAUACAAUUUUUACAAACAAAACUUGCUUUUUCCAAGCAAUGAAAUGCUUAAUAUAUUAUUGUUAUUACCAUUUGUUGAACUGGUCAUGUAUCUGUGCCGUAUCCGUACCGCUGUCAUGCUCUGUGUUCAUUUUUAUACUGUGUACAUGUUAUAUUUGUUAUACUCAGGUUAAUAAAGAAACUCGGACAUUUAAAACAA